AUGCAGAGGAUGGGUGCAGAGGACAGGCCGUGCUGGGGGCAGAAACCACAGGGCAGAAAGGGGUAUAAAGGUGGCAGGCCACAGGCAAUAUCCCCACCGGGGGCAGUGGCACUACUGCUGCUGGGCCUGGGGCUGAGCCUUGUCUCCACACAGGAGCUCAACCCCCGAGCCAUCGUGCGGAGGAACUAUGACAUGGCCAGGGUCUCAGGGCUCUGGUAUUCGGUGUGCAUGGCCUCGGACGACAUGAAGCGGAUUGAGGAAAACGGGGACCUGAGGGUCUUCAUACGGAAAAUUCAAAGCUUGAAAGACAGCGGACUGAGGCUCUGUUUCCAGUUCAUGGUGCACGGGGAGUGCGUGCGCGCCGUGGUCUGCGAGAAGACGGAGAAGGACGGGGCGUACACGGUCAGCUAUGAGGGUGACAACAGGGUACUCCUGUCAGAGACUGACUGUGAGCUGUGUGUCACCUUCCACCUCCGGAACAUCAGGAACAGGACAGAGACCAACGUGCUGGCACUCUACAGUCUCGCCCCCGACUCUGCCUGUCGGCUAGGAGAGACUGGCCGGCCCCUGGGGGACCCCAUCCUCCGCAGACACGGCGCCCCCUUCAGCGUCAGCACUGCCCGCGUCCCCCGAGACCUCCUCUGUGCACCCACGUCCCGAGCAAGCAGUGAGGGACCCCCACCCCCGCUGCUCUGUCCUCAGGACAGGUGCCGGACCCGAGCCCCAGCUUCAUGA
Molecule: messenger RNA, 735 nt
Organism: Lutra lutra (Eurasian river otter)
Lineage: Eukaryota; Metazoa; Chordata; Mammalia; Carnivora; Mustelidae
Gene: LCN9
Product: lipocalin 9
Molecular function (GO): small molecule binding
Source: RefSeq, a predicted model, not a curated record